Cyprinodon variegatus (sheepshead minnow) is the source of this 2304-nucleotide messenger RNA. RefSeq names its product FRAS1-related extracellular matrix protein 2-like. The transcript has 8 exons. The record is from RefSeq and is a predicted model, not a curated record. The annotation marks the transcript as partial. NCBI's taxonomy places the organism in Eukaryota, Metazoa, Chordata, Actinopteri, Cyprinodontiformes, Cyprinodontidae.
UGUUUUUCUGUCCUCCAGGUGCUCAACCUGGUCCAGUCCUACGUUACUUUGCGUGUUCCUCUCUUUGUGUCCUACGUCUUCCACUCGCCCGUCGCUGUCGGAGGCUGGCAGCACUUUGACCUGCAGUCGGAGCUUAAGCUCACCUUUGUGUACGACACGGCCAUUCUGUGGCAGGACGGCGUCGGCAGCCCGCCUGAGGCGGAGCUACAAGGAGCCAUGUACCCCACCAGCAUGCGCAUUAAUGAGGAGGGGCGCCUGGUGGUCAACUUCAAGACGGAGGCUCGCUUCAGGGGACAGUUUGUUAUGUCUCAUCCAGGAACCAGUGUGUCCUCCAUGGUGAUCUGCGCUGACAUCCCCGGCCUGACCUUCACCCUCGCGUUGGUCAGAACUGAGCCUACAUACAACCAGCCCAUGCAGCAGUGGAGCUUUGUCUCAGAUUUUGCAGUACGGGACUACUCCGGAACCUACGCCGUGAAGCUGGUUCCCUGCAUGGCGUCACCCAAUGGGGAGUUCAGCAUCCCUCCCGUCUGCCACCCCAGAGAGCCGCUCACUUUCGACAUGGACAUUCGCUUCCAGCAGGUGAGCGAUCCGGUGGCGGCUGAAUUCAGUCUGAACACUCAGAUGUUCCUGCUGUCGAAGAGAGAGCUCUGGUUGUCUGAUGGCUCCAUGGGCUUCGGGGAAGGAACUGAUGCAGCGUUUUCUGAAGGCUCCACCAUUUACGGCCGUGUUAUGGUAGACCCCGUGCAGAACCUGGGCGACUCCUUCUCCUGCAGCAUCGAGAAGGUUUUCCUCUGCACCGGAGCGGACGGAUACGUCCCCAAGUACAACCCUACAAACAGGGAGUAUGGCUGCCUGGCAGAUGCUCCUUCUCUGCUCUAUAGAUUCAAGAUUUUGGACAAAGCCCAGCCAGAGACCCAAGCUUCAGCCUUUGGGGAUGUUGCCUUCAAGGCCAAACUGGCCCAAGAUGCUCCUGGAGCACAAACAUUGGUCAGGCAGCCAGGUUCAGACGGCUUCAUGCUGUCUUCUACGCCGCUUUUUCAGGUGGCUGCAGGUCGAGAAUGGUUCAUCCACACCAUCUACACCCUGCGCUCCACAGACAACGCUAACCGACACAUCGGUAAGCGCAGCGUUGAAGACCUCCAGCACAGCAUCUCCUCGGUCGGGCAGCCUCUCUCCGCCCGCCAUCGCCGAGCCGCCGCCGCCGAGCUCUCCGCUCCGGCACUGGCUCAGGACAUCGGUGCCAGAAACAACCGAGGCACCAACAUCCAGCACAUUGCUUUGGAUCGAUCGGACCAUAUGAGGGUCACCCAGCAGCAGCCCUGGGCGCCCCGCAGCGACCCUUAUUUGGAGCGCCCCCUGCUGGAGAGUUCGGGCAGAGAGCCGGCUGAUGCUUCCUUGCUACCCAUGUUGGUGGGAAUCGCAGGUCUGGUUCUGCUCAUCUGCCUCGUAGCCAUCGUGGUCGUUUUGCUGCUGAGGCGCAAGCGGGGGGAGAAGGCGGCUCAGUUCCCUCCGUACGCCGCUUCCUCCUCCGCCGCAUACUCAGGCUACAGCCAUGCAGGCGCGUGGAGCGGUGCAGACAGCUCGGAGGUCUAAAUGAGGCUCGGAUUCUCUUCAUCUUACAAAGACUGCAGCAGUCUUCCUCAGCGCUGGGCCUUUGAUUGGAGCACUGAAUGCAGCCCAGAGCAGCUGGCGGAUGACAGGCUGCCGGUGCCCGGGGCCCACAUGCAGACAAGCUUCCAGCUUUAGCAGUAGUGUCCUGCAGGCCUUGAUGAAGACUCCUGAGAAUUAGAAAAACAUGGAGGCUCGAACCUAAAACACUGAACUCUCUCACCGAACGCCCCGUUGUAAAAUAUGACAUUUAUCUGGUGUUUGCAGAUGCAUGCAGUACAGGAAACAAAUUCAUUUCCAAAUGAAACCUUAACUUUUAUCACAAUAGUUUUGCCAUUAAUAACCUUUGAUUUUUUUUUUUUUUUAUUGAUUAUUGAGUAAACCAGACUAAAUAAUAAACGGAUAAAUGUGACAGUAUGUAAUGUAACAUCACAUGUUAAACAUUUUUCAGAUUUAUCUGUGGAAAUAUUUCACUGAUCUGUUCAUAAAAAGGAAAAUAUUUUGCGUCAUGGUAACAAGUUCAAAGCUUCAGGGGGUUUUCAUUCUAGUUUUAGUUUUUCUUUUGAUUAACUAACAGUAAAAUAAAAUUUUGCUAAUUAUAAAAUGUGAGAGUAAACAAAAAAAAAACUUUUUAAGAAAACAUCUAGCAUCGCUGAGCAUUUAAAGACACAAGUGGUUUAUUAAUGAAGCCGUAGU